This is a messenger RNA of Phanerochaete carnosa HHB-10118-sp, 1014 nucleotides long. RefSeq lists its product as uncharacterized. Lineage: Eukaryota; Fungi; Basidiomycota; Agaricomycetes; Polyporales; Phanerochaetaceae. Gene Ontology annotation, molecular function: catalytic activity. The record is from RefSeq and is a predicted model, not a curated record. Bases 1 to 1014 code for a protein of 337 amino acids. The transcript is spliced from 4 exons.
AUGGACACAUCGCUGUACAAGGACGUCGUCACCUCUCGCGGCCUGACAUACAGUUACUACUUCUCCCCCGCCCAGCCCUCCAAGCCGACCCUGCUGUUCUGCCAUGGCUUCCCAUGCACGUCUUACGACUGGCGCCACAUCGCGCCUCGUCUGAAGGACAAGGGCUACGGCGUGCUUGCAUUGGACAUGCUCGGGUAUGGCGGGACCGACAAGCCCACGGACCCGGCGGCGUACGUCCCGAGUCUGAUAUCCAAAGACAUUAUCGAUAUUAUGGAUGCCGAGAAACUUGACAAGGUCAUCGCUAUCGGCAAUGACUGGGGCUGCAAGGCGAUCUCGCGCCUCGCGAACUAUUACCCCGAGCGAGUCCUCGCCUAUGCCUUCCUCGGCGUCUCCUUCGUACAGGUGCUGCCCCCGAUGGACUUCGAAGUGUUCCUGGCCUACCUGAAGGAGAACGUCGGGCACGAGCUGUUCGGCUGCUGGACGUUCUUCAGCGAGCCAGACUCGGACGAGGUCCUCCAGGCACACAUCGACUCGUUCGUCAACAUCGAGUUUCCGCACGACCCUGAGAUCUGGAAGGAGCGCUUGGCGCCGACGGGCGCGCUCAAGCAGAACCUGCUCGACAACUUCACCUCCCCCCGGACAGCUUACCUGUCCGAGGAAGACGUGAAGCAUUUUGUGGAGACCUUCAGGCGCAACGGCUUUGCGGCGCCGACGUGCUGGUUCAGGAUCGCGACGAGCAAGCUGUCUGCCGAGGACGACCUGCGUGCGUCUUCAUAUCCCUUUGGACCUGUCUCUCAUGGCGCGCCAAUCUACCAUGCCGUGGCAACGAAUGACUUUCUCUGCCCUCCCAAGGCCGACUUUGCGUCGUUCAGGCAGGAGGUGUUCAGCAAGCACAGUGUGACGACGCAAGAGCUCGACGCGGACCACUUUCUCAUUCUCUCCCACGGAGACGAGAUUUCCCGCGGUCUUGAGGAGUGGAUCGAAGGUACCGUCGCCGCGAAAGUCGGCCUUUGA